GAGAAAUGGGGAAGUGAAUGCAGCACUCAAAGGCUUUGUAGAAGAGAAGAGAUCAGGAAUUAAAAGCCAGCAUAGAAAGAUCCAGAGAGAAAUGGCAAAGAAAUAAGAUCCACAGAGAAGCAAAAACAAGGAUUCUGAGAUCGGAUCUCCACCAUGGCCUCUCGGCAAAGUGAAGAGGAGUGCAAUCCCCUGUUACAGCAGAAAGGAGCCCAGCUCAAUGGACCAGCCAAGUCUCUCUUUGAGGGCAGAAAGGCUGCCUGCCUGGCUGUGUUGCUGGUGGAGAUCCUGGAGCGAGCAGCUUUCUUUGGUAUCGUCUCCAAUCUUGUCUUGUACCUCAACAGCAGCACCUUUAACUGGGGUGGCUCCCAGGCUUCUCAGGCAGUUUUGAUCUUCAUAGGUGCCUCCUACCUGCUCUCGCCCAUUGGGGGCUGGCUCGCCGAUGCUUGCCUAGGCUGCUACUGGACUAUUGUCUUCAGCUUCCUGCUCUACCUUGUCUCAGCAUGCCUGUUGCCCACUGUGGCCUCUCAGGAGGGGCGCCUCUGGUUGUGUGGAGAGAUGCCAUCCUACCCAAUGCAGCCUUUGUGCCAGGGUGACAUGUCAGAGUGUAAACAAGCACUGCCAAGUCCAUACUGCGCCCCUCUCCUGUACACUGGCCUGCUGAUCCUGGCCUUUGGCAUCAGCUCCGUCAAAGCCAAUCUCAUUCCAUUUGGUGCCGAUCAGGUGACAGACCGUGGCCAGGAAGCUACCCGACGUUUCUUCAACUGGUUCUACUGGAGCAUUAACAUUGGGGCUGUGCUUUCGCUGCUGGUGAUUGCCUUCAUCCAACAGAAUGUGGAUUUCCUGAUUGGCUAUGCCAUUCCUGCUGUCUGCCUGGCCCUGGCCCUUGUAAUCUUUCUUCUGGCUGCCCCCAUCUUUGUCACAAAGCCAGCUGCUGGCAGUCGAGUCCGCACCAUGUUGUAUUUGGCUCUCCAGAAUAGCUGUUGUGGCAAAGCAAUGCAGAAGGUGACCAUAAAAAUCAGGGCAAGGAAUCCCCUGCUGGAAGCAGACAGACCCAAUCCCCUUUCAAGGGAAAGCAAGCAGCCUAUGGGGUCAUCCAAUGAACACGCCUCCAACCUCCACGUAAUGGCAAAGAUCCUGCCAGUUCUGCUGACUCUCGUUCCCUAUUGGAUGGUUUAUUUUCAGUUUCCAGAUGCCUGGCUCCUUCUAGCCAAUGUAGUGGUUCUGUUGAUCCUCAUUCCAUUGAAGGACCGGGUAAUAGACCCAUUCCUAGCAAAGAAGAAGCUGUUGCCAUCAGCACUGAGGAGAAUGGCCCUGGGCAUGAUCUUUGGCCUUGGCUCAGUCCUAUUAGCAGGUUUCCUGGAAACUAAGCGGCUGCAAUAUGUGAACAACAACCAGACAAUCACGCAACGAAUUGGGAAAGAUGAAUACUCUGCAGCCCCACUCUCCAUUUUCUGGCAAAUCCCUCAAUAUUUACUCAUUGGAAUCAGUGAAAUCUUUGCCAGCAUUCCGGGGCUGGAAUUUGCCUAUUCUGAAGCUCCCAGAAGCAUGCAAGGAGCAAUCAUGGGUCUUUUCUUCUUCAUUUCUGGAGUUGGAUCUCUUUUAGGAUCUGGCCUCCUGAGUUUACUCUCCCUGCCAACCAAUGGUUGGAUGCACUGCCCAGAAGAUUUUGGAAACAUCAACAAAUGUCGGAUGGAUUAUUAUUUCUUCCUCCUAGGUGGGAUUCAGGCGAUAACAUGCAUCCUCUUUAUGUUCAUCUCCGUCCGCUAUGAGCGUCAACAGCGACCCACCAGCUGAGAGAACAAUUGUGAUCACAUUUUUCAGGACUGCAAGAAGGCACACAUGCUUUUCAUCAUGAGGUUCAAUGCUAUGGCUGUUGCAGAAAGUUAACCAAUUCAAAUGUUGUGAAGGCUGUAUUAAUGAAAAUUGUAAUGAAUGAAAUUAAUGAAAGUAAUCCAGAUUACCAACAACAGCAGCUAAUCAGGGUACUAAGAAAUAUAGUUCUUAUUUGAGGUGUUAAUGUUUUCCAGAAACUCAAUAUGAACAGUGGAGUUAUGGGAAGAUUGACGCUAAGAUAUUAACUACUGAAUGUAAGUUAAACGGAUCAUGUCUUGAUCCAUCUAAAUGGUUCUUGCCCCUCUUAGUACUUACCAUCUUACCAUCUCCUUUGAGCUGAACCAUUUUUUGGGGAGACAAAAUUAUUGUAUGUACCUGUACAUAGACAUUCACGUAAUUUGGAGAUCUGAAAGUCAUCAGAAGCUUCUGAUACUUUCCAGCCAAAUAUCAGUGUUCCAAAUGUAGAUUUCAUGGGGAUCACAAUUAUGGAAUAAAACCUUGUAUUUAUAGCUUGUAAAGUAAUAGGAAGAUACCAGAAGUUUCCUUUUCAGCAACCUACCCAAGUCUUAAAAAUGCAUAUUACCAGUCGCAUUUAUUUCUUUAAAUAAAUAAUGUAUUGUCCUUUAUCUGUGGACAUGCAAAUCUUUGCUUCCAAAUAUUGUUGGAUAAUACUGAAGAAUACAGAAAUAUCAUAUUAUACAUUAUAUUAUGCAUAUGGACAUUUAUAAUGGGAGCUACAGUUAUGUGACUGUAUGGUAUAUGGUGACUUAACAUAUGUAGCUUUAAUUUUGGACAAAUGCAUUUCUGCAUUCAUGUACAAAAUCUUAAACAUUUUUUUAAAAAAAACCUUUCAGGAAAUAGUUUGAAAUUGAUAUGAAAUCCAUUAUCCCUUUCUGGAUGGCAAGAAUGGAAAUUACAGGUAUUCUUGCAAAAU
Molecule: messenger RNA, 2767 nt
Organism: Thamnophis sirtalis
Lineage: Eukaryota; Metazoa; Chordata; Lepidosauria; Squamata; Natricidae
Source: RefSeq, a predicted model, not a curated record